This is a messenger RNA of Spinacia oleracea (spinach), 2871 nucleotides long. RefSeq lists its product as uncharacterized. Lineage: Eukaryota; Viridiplantae; Streptophyta; Magnoliopsida; Caryophyllales; Amaranthaceae. The coding region runs from base 1 to 2871 and encodes 956 amino acids. The transcript has 3 exons. The record is from RefSeq and is a predicted model, not a curated record. Gene Ontology annotation, molecular function: RNA-DNA hybrid ribonuclease activity; nucleic acid binding. Gene Ontology annotation, biological process: DNA integration.
AUGGUCCGAGUAGGCGCAGGUAUUGAGAAAGCACUACGCAAUGAAAUCUUGUCGGUCCUGCGAGAAUUUAAAGAUGUCUUUGCUUAUACAGUGGAAGAGAUGUCGGGGAUAGACCCAUCCAUCAUGACCCAUCACCUUCACAUCAAACCAGAAUAUAAACCCGUCAAGCAGAAACUAAGGCAUCAAGGGGUGGAACGCAAUGCCGCAGCCGCAGCUGAGGUAAAGAAGCUCCUAGAAGCCGGAUUCAUCAAAGAAUGCCAAUACUCAGAGUGGCUGGAAAAUGUGGUGCUAGUCAAGAAGCCGACAUGCGCUUGGAGGAUGUGCGUCGACUUCACCGACCUUAACAAAGCCUGCCCGAAAGAUGACCAUCCCCUACCCAAGAUUGACAGGUUGGUCGAUUCAACAGCCGGCCACGCCUUAUUCAGUUUCAUGGACGCUAAUGUGGGAUACCACCAGAUCCCUAUGGCUGAAGAGGAUCAGCCCCACACGACUUUCAUCACUAGCCAGGGCGUCUACUGCUACAAAGUCAUGCCCUUCGGUUUGAAAAACGCCGGAGCCACAUAUCAAAGAUUCAUCAACAGAAUCUUCGAGGGGCAGUUAGGUAGAAACGUCCAAGCCUAUGUCGAUGAUAUGAUCGUGAAAUCAAAAGCCAAGGCUGAUCAUGUCACAGAUUUGAGAGAAACCCUUUCAACACUUAGAAAAUAUGGCAUGAAGAUCAACCCACAAAAAUGUGUUUUUGGAGUCAAAGGGGGGAAAUGCCUAGGCUUCUUGGUGGAUGAGAGGGGCAUCGAAGCCAACCCUGAUAAAAUCCAAGCCAUACUAGACAUGAAAUCCCCUCAAACCAUCAAACAAGUCCAAAGGCUAACUGGAUGCAUAGCAGCCAGGGGCGUUUCCUCUCAAGAAGCCGAGAUAGCCUUCCAACAGCUCAAGGAUCAUCUGUCCAGCCUACCAAAACUUGUAUCCCCCCUACCAGGAGAGCCCUUAUACUUGUACUUGGCCAUGUCCGAAUAUUCAUUAAGUGCUGUCUUGGUGGCUGAGCAAGAAAAGACCCAACACCCAGUAUACUUUGUCAGCCAUGCCUACAGAGGAGCCGAGUCCAGGUAUUCUGACAUAGAGAAACUUGUGUUCGCCCUCGUAAUGGCCAGGAGAAAGCUCAAACCCUACUUCCAAGCACACCCCAUCAAGGUUCUCACAAGUCAGCCAAUUCGGAAGAUCAUUGAGGGGAGGAAUCACUCAAGUAGAAUGACUGACUGGGAUGAUCAACUCGCAGACUUCGGAUUAGAAUAUGAGCCGAGAAGAGCAAUCAAAGCUCAAGCCCUGGCAGACUUCAUUGCUGAAUGCACCAACCGCCCUGAGCAAAGCCUCGAUUCCACACCUUGGAUCCUGAACGUGGACGGGUCCUCCUCCAAGUCCGGUAGUGGAGCUGGUAUCCUCAUUGUAUCUCCUUCGGGGGAAAGGUUCGAAUAUGCUGUGAAGUUCGAUUUCAACGCCUCAAACAAUGAGGCUGAAUAUGAAGCCCUCAUCCUUGGCCUAGAGUUAUGGCAAGUGGCUGGAGCAAGCGCCAUACAUGUUUUCUCAGACUCACAACUCAUUGUAGGACAGAUGACGGGGGAGUACGUAGCCAAAGAGGAUAGCAUGCGGAUGUAUCUAAACAAAGCCAAGAACAUGAGCACCGCACUGGCCGAGUUCCAAAUUCAACAUGUCCCAAGGGGAGAGAAUACACAGGCGGAUGCUUUGGCAAGGAUGGCUAGUUCGGCUGAAGGGCUUACCCCAAGAACCAUCAUGUGGGAGGUGUUAAGAAAGCCAAGCAUCAACAAGCCCGCGGUCAACUACCUCGACCGAUCCAACACUUGGAUGGAUCAGAUAAUAGCCUACAAGAGAAGCCAAGAGUUGCCUGAAGAUGAAAAAGAAGCAGCCCAAAAAUCCUACACACACCCACUCCUCAAGUGCAUUACCCCCGAGGAUGGUGAUUAUGUGCUAAGGGAGAUACAUCAAGGGGCGUGUGGAAGUCAUCAAGGGUCUCGAACCACCGCUGGUAAGGCACUCAGAGCCGGAUUCUAUUGGCCCACUCUCCAAGCAGAUGCGGAGAAGCUAGUACGUCAUUGUGAAAAGUGCCAAAAAUACGCUCAAGUCCAACAUCUACCCUCCAACAAACUAACAGCCAUCAUUGCCACACUACCCUUCGAUCAGUGGGGCAUGGACCUCCUAGGCCCUUUUCUCGCCGCAACGGGGCAGAGAAAGUUUUUGUUGGUCGCCAUAGACUACUUCACCAAAUGGAUUGAAGCCGAGCCCCUUGCCUCAAUCACAGACAAGCAAAUUCAGAAGUUCAUUUGGAGAAACAUAAUCACUCGCUUUGGCGUUCCUAGAGCCUUGAUAUCCGACAAUGAAAGGCAGUUCAAUAGCAAGCCCACCGUGGCAUACUGUAAGCAAUUUGCUAUACGCACCUACUUAAGUGCUGUAUCACGGCCACAGACAAAUGGUCAAGCAGAAGCUGCAAACAAAAUCAUACUCCAUGGACUCAGAACCAUGCUAGAAGGGUCCAAAGGGACAUGGGUAGAUGACCUUCCCGGAGUACUCUGGUCUGCCCGAACCACAAACAAGGACGCCACAGGGCGGUCCCCCUUCGAGCUUGUGUAUGGAAGUGAAGCUGUUCUCCCUGUAGAGGUGGGCAUUCCAAGUCCAAGGGUAACGUUCUAUGACUAUGAGGAGAAUGAGAAAAAGAAGAGCCAUGACCUAGACUUGCUUCCUGAAAUAAGAGGUGAUGCCUUGCUCAGAGCCAUUGCCCAAAAAAGGAAGAUGACAAGGCACUUCAACAGAAGGGUUAAGCAUAAGCCCAUCAACCAAGGAGACUGGGUACUAAGGAACAUCUAA